CAAACAACCUAACCCUUCCAUCAUGGCACCUACGGAGAGUACUAUUCUGUCCAAUUACCUCACCAUUGCCGCCAAACUUCCCGCCAUCAUCACCCUCGAGCAGUUCACCGCCUUCUUCCCGAGAUCCCAGCAGUCGAACCCUCAGAUCCGCUCUCUAUAUCGACAUCUGCAACAUCAGAGGAACGCCACCGUUGAUGCCGUCACCGAGAACAUUGCUGCCGAGGAGAAGCACGGCAAGGCUCUGCGUCGCGAGACCGCCCGCUCAAGGAGAGAAGCUGCCGAACACGAAGCCGAUCCCGAGCUCCAGAUUGAAAACGCUCUCUUCGGAGACGAUUCGGGCCACAGUUCCAGGCACACCCUUCAGUCCGUCCUCUCUGUGAUGGAGAGCGCCGUUGCAGACUUGGAGGCCGAGAUUCGUCAACUUGAAGCCGAGGAGGCCGCUCUCAUUCACUCGGUGCAGCGGGCCGUGGGCGGAUUGAGCGACCUGCGCUACGGCCGCCUGUCUAACGCCCACUUGCCCGAAGAAGUCAUCCAAGGUCUCAAGGGCCUACAGGAACAAUGCCACGCCAAGAAAUAA
This is a messenger RNA of Sodiomyces alkalinus F11, 577 nucleotides long. RefSeq lists its product as hypothetical. Gene Ontology annotation, biological process: chromosome segregation. Gene Ontology annotation, cellular component: kinetochore; Mis6-Sim4 complex. Lineage: Eukaryota; Fungi; Ascomycota; Sordariomycetes; Glomerellales; Plectosphaerellaceae. The transcript has 2 exons. The record is from RefSeq and is a predicted model, not a curated record. Bases 23 to 577 code for a protein of 184 amino acids.